AUGGCAGUGAAGGUAUUGCAAACUGACCUUUUUGAAGAAGUUGGAUUAGAAGGAAUUAUAUUGUAACUUUUAAACAAUAGAUGGGUAUUUUUUAAAAACAAAUUUAGAGAGUGAAAUUUAACUGCACUACCUAUAAUCACUAAGGGAUUUGAUUUUAGUUAUUAACUUUACUCAAAGAGAAAGAGAACAUUAUUGCUUGCAUACAAUCACCACCUGUUUUUGUAGACAGGAGGAAAAGUGCUCAAAAUUAACAUAGAUAAAUCUAAUACAUCUAAACUUUCAAACCUUAAUAUUUAGAGGGUAACUUUAUCAAAAAAGAAAAACAUUUUAAAGAAGUAAUUGAUAUUCUAAUUGAAAAUAAUGAUAAUGGAUCAUUCAAUUAUUUUAUAGCCCCAAAUAUAAGAAAUCAAGUAUAGAUAGAUCGUUAUCUAAACUAGAUUAAACAUCCUUUAUUUAUGGAUUUUAAAUUUUCUAAAUGUUUAUAUAUAUACAUAAUUGUCUUUUAAUCAAAUAACAAUAGAAUCAGAAAGAAGGGAUUAUUUUUUUCAAAUUUAGAUUAAAAAUCAUUAACUUAAUUGUUUGGAUAAAGUAAGUUAAUUGUUAUUAAAAGAAAAUUUCUUGAUGAAACAUAAUUUGAAAACUUGAAAUCUCUUCACAAGAUUAUUCUUUAAUCUAUAAUUAAUUAUUACAAAUGA
Paramecium sonneborni is the source of this 695-nucleotide messenger RNA. The record is from the annotation of a GenBank genome assembly. NCBI's taxonomy places the organism in Eukaryota, Ciliophora, Oligohymenophorea, Peniculida, Parameciidae.